UGUCAAAAGUGACAGCUGCGUCUAGUACCUCCCCAAGCACCAUUACAUUCACAUUGAGCUUCAGCAGUCACCUCUAAAAUAUCGCGCUUCAGUUUUCCAUGCUGCCUGCCUGUUGUUUUUGCGAUUUUUGUUUUAACAUGUUCCGGCUGUUUUCAGAGAGCACCCCGUGGCAUUCCCACAGCGCGCAACGACAUUUUAUCUAACAGCGCGGCAUUUCUACUGCCAUUGAUGUUUGCGGAGUUGCGAGACCUGAAACGGGAAAAUAUUCGCUUCAUUUGAAAUCAGACUCGCUCUUAUAAACAUCCCUAGCAAACGAGCGCUGCAACUCGGAGACUUCACUUUCGAGAGCAUUCUCGCCGAGUUUCCCCCGGCACCAUGUGAUCGAGUUCUAGCAUAUCUUCCUCUUUCUUUCGCAAUCAUCCUUCUUGAAAGACGAAGAGAGAAAAAUAAGAGGUUCCUGAGUGUCACGGCUCGGUCCACGCGUGAAAAUGCCUGUGCGCCGGGGACACGUCGCUCUCCAGAACACCUAUCUGGACACCAUCAUCAGGAAAUUCGACGGACAAAAUCGUAAGUUCCUAAUAGCCAAUGCCCAGAUGAAGAACUGCGGGAUCAUCUACUGCAACGAUGGCUUCUGUCAGAUGUUUGGUUUCUCGCGGGCGGAGAUCAUGCAGCAGUCCUGCACCUGUCAGUUCUUGGUGGGGCCGGGCACUAUGAAGAGUGCCCUGACACAGCUGGCACAGGCACUUCUCGGAUCAGAGGAACGCAAGGUGGAGAUCCUCUACUACUCUAAAGAAGGAGUGUGUCGGCCAUGCUUGGUGGAUGUUGUUCCAGUAAAGAAUGAGGAAGGAGUUGUUAUCAUGUUCAUCUUAAACUUCCAGGAGCUUUUAGACCCCUCCCUGAAGGAAGGUGGCAUCAAACAGCGCAUGACACAUGCGCUACGGGCAGGUCAGAGACGCAACAUGAGGCUGAGAAUGCCCUCGCUCCGUGUCAAACGCAUGCCAUCUCUCCCAAAAGACCCCUUUGAGGGUGUGGUGGUAGACUAUCUACAGCCCUCUACUGAGGAGGUAAGGCUGAAGGAACUUCAGAUCGCAUCUCAGGAGAGCUGCAUGAAAUCAGAGACCCAGGUCUUGAUUCAGCAGAACCCCUCCACAUGUGGAUUCUCCUCCCCACUGUCACAGCCCACAGACCGGUUAGAAACCAACGUGGCUAACCUCAAACACAGCCACUCCAGAGAGAGCGUGGCCAGCCUGCGCCGGGCCUCUUCACUGCAUGACAUAGAUGACACGAGGGACCAAUGGAGCGAUCUAAAGCCCAAUAACCUGAACUCCACCUCAGACUCAGAUCUGAUGCGACACCGGGCCAUUGGACGCAUCCCUCAGGUGACGAUAUCAUUCGGCUCCGACCGUCUCAGACCCCCGUCCCCCACAGAGAUCGAGAUCAUCGCACCCAGCAAGAUUAAAGAUCGCUCGCAGAAUGUCUCGGAAAAGGUCACGCAAGUCACCCAGGUUCUGUCCCUCGGAGCGGAUGUGCUACCCGAAUACAAACUUCAAGCUCCACGCAUCCACAAGUGGACCAUCCUCCACUACAGCCCGUUCAAGGCAGUAUGGGACUGGAUCAUCUUGCUCCUGGUGCUCUACACAGCCGUCUUUACACCCUACUCCGCCGCCUUCCUCCUCAACGAGCAGGAGGACGAGAGGAGACGCACCUGUGGCUACACCUGUAACCCCCUCAAUGUAGUGGACCUGGUGGUGGAUGUCAUGUUCAUUAUUGACAUCCUCAUCAAUUUCAGGACCACAUACGUGAAUCACAACGACGAGGUGGUCAGCAAUCCAGCUCACAUAGCGCAGCACUAUUUCAAGGGCUGGUUCCUCAUAGACAUUGUUGCUGCGAUUCCAUUCGACCUGCUCAUUUUCAGAUCGGGUUCAGAUGAGCCUCAAACCACCACUCUGAUUGGCCUUUUAAAGACGGCACGGCUGCUGCGAUUGGUGCGGGUGGCGAGAAAACUGGACCGUUACUCUGAAUACGGUGCGGCAGUGCUCUUCCUCCUCAUGUGCACCUUUGCGCUCAUCGCUCACUGGCUGGCGUGCAUCUGGUACGCCAUCGGCAACAUGGAGCGCACCAGCUUCGCGCGCAUCGGAGGUAUGAAGAUCGGCUGGCUGGACAACCUGGCAGACCAGAUCGGCAAGCAAUACAACGACAGCGAUCUCUCCUCUGGCCCCUCCAUCAAGGAUAAAUAUGUAACCGCACUGUAUUUUACCUUCAGUAGCCUGACCAGUGUGGGAUUCGGAAACGUGUCUCCGAACACCAACCCUGAGAAGAUGUUCUCCAUUUGCGUCAUGCUGAUUGGCUCUCUGAUGUAUGCCAGUAUCUUUGGCAACGUGUCAGCUAUAAUUCAGAGGUUGUAUUCAGGGACUGCACGCUACCAUACUCAGAUGCUACGAGUGAAGGAGUUCAUCAGGUUCCAUCAGAUCCCAGGAGGUCUUAGGCAACGGCUUGAAGAGUAUUUUCAGCACGCCUGGUCCUACACUAAUGGCAUCGAUAUGAAUGCGGUGUUGAAGGGCUUUCCAGAGUGUCUACAGGCUGACAUCUGUCUGCAUCUGAACCGCAGUCUGCUGCAGAACUGCAAGGCAUUCAGGGGGGCAAGUAAGGGCUGCCUGCGAGCUCUGGCCAUACGUUUCAAGACCACUCACGCGCCGCCCGGAGACACUCUAGUGCACAGCGGAGACAUUCUGACUGCUCUAUACUUCAUCUCCAGAGGUUCCAUAGAGAUCCUCAGAGAAGACGUGGUGGUGGCCAUCUUAGGAAAGAAUGAUAUUUUUGGGGAGCCCAUCAGUGUGUAUGCCCGGCCAGGGAAAUCGCAUGCAGACGUCAGGGCUUUGACAUACUGUGAUCUGCAUAAGAUCUUGAGAGACGACCUGCUGGAAGUGUUGGACAUGUAUCCGGAUUUCUCAGACAGUUUCUGGAGCAACCUGGAGAUUACGUUCAAUUUAAGAGAUGCAGACAGAAGCAUGCAUGCAACCCCAAGCGAGGACUCAGAGUGCGGGUACCGUCGACCCAGACACAGAAGAAAACCCCUUCAGCGCAAUCGACCUGACGGUAUGGACCGAGAAGGAAUAGACACAUACCCGGUUCAGACGUGUUCCCCUGUUGGGAACCAUCGGGGGGCGAUACCACUCUCACACUGGGAUGAGUUAUGUAGCAAUACCAGUGCUGCCUCCCUGUCCAGUGAGGAGGAUAUGAAGCUCCUGGUAUCUGGCAGAGGAGAUAUGUACUCUCCUGGAUCAGAGAUGCAAGAUUUCUCCCCUUCUGCUGUCAGCCUUCUGCCCCCCAGUAAUAGCACAACUUCUGGCACGGCGGGACCAUUGGGACGGACACAUCCAUACACAGCAGCACCUCUCAAUGUGUCUGGAUUAUACGGCUAUUUGGCUGACCGUAGGGCCAGUCAGUACUCAGAGAGUCAGAGACAUCCGUCUGCAGGACAAGCCUGCUAUCACCAUCACAGCGCCUGUGCUGAUCCUGAAAGACCGAGCCAACUGCAGGCCCGCCUGGAACUAUUACAGUCACAGCUCAACAGACUGGAGACCAGGAUGACAGCUGAUAUAAAUGUGAUCCUGCAGUUACUGCAGAGACAGAUGGCACCUGUGCCCCCUGCUUACAGUGCCGUAACCCCUGAAGCACUGGCCCACCCAGCUCACCCCACCGGCUUAUACACCACAACACCCCACAACAUCCCUCCCUCUGUACAAAUCACUGACACCCCAUCAUCACCUGGUAAGAGCCCUGGUCAGGAUAGCUUCAAAAACAAGUCUCGGGACUCCUUGUCCAGUGGGAUCCAUCUGACAAUAGCCUCAAACGACACCAUGUCCAUGUCUCCAGAGACUGAGACAGCUGUGCCCACAGGACUGAGUCUCCCCCAUGAGCCUCAUCUACAGCCAGUCGGACAGCUGUGUAGAAGCCUGCGCUUCCCCUCGCUCCCAGAAAAUCUGCAGAGUCCAAACAUGCAGGAGGGCUCAGCCGACAUCUUGAGGCACGUGUCCGAUCCAGUUUUACCUGGCAGCUAGAGGCCCAAAACAGACUCCUGUGUUUUAUUUGUGCCCCGAGCGCAACCUUCCUAAGAUUCACAUAUAUACACCACAUUUUCAUUGUUUUUCAGACAGCUUCAUAUUGCAAUGCAAAACAUCCAUGCUUGCCGAAACGAAACAAAUUGUUUGUGUUACUUGUCUUAGCAACAUUAGGUGGAAAGCCAUCCAAUACUGUGGACAAAAUGAAUCCAACAUUUCUCAGUUUUUCUCAGUUUCUGCGGUAUUUUGUUUCAUAUCCCUUCUCAUUAAGAGCAGGAAUUUUUCCUCUGAUGCAGUGAGAAUUUGGUAACAAAUCUCAGCUUUCGUUAUAGAAUAUGAAAAGCACAGUGGGCAAUAAAGACAAGAUCCCGGUUAAACAGAGAUCACUGCCUCAACUUCCACCAUCAUUUUCUGCUAUUAUAAUUAGGGAUGCACCGAUGUGUAAAUUUUGGCCGAUAACGAUAACCGAUCAUUCUUGAACAUUGGAAGCUGAUAACCGAUAUAUUGGCCGAUAUACAGUUUCUUCAUAUUAAUAUAACAUUUUAUGAGACUGAACAUUCUUUUUGUACCAUGAAAAUCAUGUACCAAGCCUAAUUUACACGGGUUAAAGAUUCUUUAACUUUUAAACUUUUCUGGUAGAAUGUUUAUUUAAUAAACAAAUUAAAGAUGUUCUCCCAGAGCAACCCAGAAAGGGGUUCUCAACAGCCACAAGUCUAACAGGUCUCAAGACAGAAAGCAGUCAGACAGCAGUCUGAUUCAAACAAUAUGCUUUUGUUCCUAUAAUAUACAUGUUCAUAAAUAUCUACAUACUACAGUACAUCAACAAUGUUUUGCUAAUAACAGUAAGUGAAUGAUCAUGACAGAAAGACAGUACUGUACUGGAUUUUAACUGCGAGCAGCGUGCAGCUGAAGUGGUUCAACUUGAGGAAAUGAUUCAUAAUUUAUCGGCUAUAAUAUAUCGGCCUAAAUUUUAUUAUUGGCCGAUACCGAUAACAUUAAAAAUGACCAUUUAUCGGCCGAUACCGAUAUGACCGAUAAUUUAUCGUGCAUCCCUAAUUAUAAUCUUAAACCAUUACCUGGAAAUCAGGUUUAACUUGAGCUUUAUUUUUAAAUAGAAUAUGCUGGCUGUGAUUCUGAGGCAGUGCCACCACUAAAGGACAUUUCAAUGACACAGUAAAGUCUGGACUGUUUUUAAAGUAUAACGCUUGUGUGGAUUGAUAUUACAGAAGUUCAGGAAUUUUUUCAACGUUAUUUUUCUUUAUAUACUUUUGUGGCACGUUAGGUGUUUGGCCCAAAUCUAAUGUAUUACUACACCAAGUAACUGUAUGACGUGCACACAAAGAAUCCUUGUAACCAAAUGGGUGUGAAAUCAGGGGUAUGAAGUUAUUAUAAGUGUGUGUGUGAGGAGAUGUGCUACAGAUGCGUUAAUGAAUAUGUGAUCAUUGUAUUUGAAGGACAAAGUAAAGACACUCUGACUCAAGGACUGUUUUUGUAAAUCACCUGUUAAGAUGAAGUGUGAAGUUUCUUUUACCUCUGCAGUGUAAGCAGAUGAAUGUACUGUACGUCAAGUUCUUGAAAACCUUUGUCGAACUGUAAAGGUUUCCAAAAGCACACAACUUUUUUUUUUAGAAUAAAUGUUAUUUAUAACAGUAUUUAUUGCUGUACUGGGUUUAAAAUGCGUGUUCAGCGGCGCCGCAACAACCGACAGGCGGGUGAUACCACGAAAGCGACUUGUUCUUGCGGCGCCGCAUUAAGCUUAAAUUUGAGUUUGUCGCAUCACACGAUGCUUUAAAGAUUCAUCACUGAAAGCUUUAUGAAACAACAGGAGCUUAAGUUUUUAUUAAUAGAAAAGCAACAUGGCAGGACACACACACAGAACUACCUACAUAUAAUCACUCCAUUAAAGAGCGCGAGAUGAGGAACAGGUUUUCUACACAGCCGCGCAAAUUCACUUCCGAUUUCAUGUGACUAAAAUAGUGGAAUUACUACUACAUCAUAUUUGAUAACGAAACAAUUCAUGGAGAAACCAAAUGGCUUGCAAUGCAAAAUUAG
Triplophysa rosa is the source of this 6113-nucleotide messenger RNA. RefSeq names its product potassium voltage-gated channel, subfamily H (eag-related), member 6a (gene kcnh6a). The transcript has 16 exons. Gene Ontology annotation, cellular component: membrane. NCBI's taxonomy places the organism in Eukaryota, Metazoa, Chordata, Actinopteri, Cypriniformes, Nemacheilidae. Bases 489 to 4061 code for a protein of 1190 amino acids. Gene Ontology annotation, biological process: regulation of ventricular cardiac muscle cell membrane repolarization; membrane repolarization during action potential; regulation of heart rate by cardiac conduction. Gene Ontology annotation, molecular function: inward rectifier potassium channel activity. The record is from RefSeq and is a predicted model, not a curated record.